AUGGCGGAAUUUCCUGACUUAGGGAAACACUGUAGUUUACAAUCUUGUAAACAAUUAGAUUUUCUACCCUAUGAUUGUGACGGGUGUGGAAAAACGUUUUGUGGUGAUCAUAAAUUUCCAGACAACCACAAAUGUGAUCAGGUGAACAAACAUACAGCCUCAGGAGAUUACAGUGGGGACAAAAGCUACAGUUGUACGUUUGAAGGAUGUCAAGGACGGGAAUUGAUGAAAGUUACUUGCAUGGAAUGUGAGAAAAAUUUUUGUUUAAGUCAUCGUCAUCAAUCUGAUCAUAAUUGUGAAAAACUGGAAAUUAAAGAAGAUAAAACAAAAACAGCUGAACAUGUUCGUCAGAUCAUUGCAUCAAAACCAAACAAAGAUUCAGGUAUGCGUUCCAAGGGAGGUAAGUCAAGCAAGACAGCAGCAAAAGUGGCUUUGAUGAAGUUGAAGAUGCAUGCUGUUGGUGAUAAGGGCAUUCCACAGGACAGCAGAGUCUUCUUCUUGGUUCACCUUCCCAAGGACACUAAACCCAAGUCCAAAGCUAUGUUCUUCUCCAAGACUUGGACCAUAGGAAGAGUGAUUGACAGUGUUGCUGAUUUUAAUAAGAUUGUGAACUCUAACAACACAGGUAGUGAAAAGAAGUUACGGUUAUUCCUGCAUGACUGUGGGGUGUUGCUGGAUACUACUGCAUCCCUAGAGCUCUGCCUGCAGAAAGAAACUUUAUAUAAUGGCAGCUCAGUUAUUCUGGAGAGUGUACACUCAGACUGUUCUCAAAUACACAAUUUUAAAGACUAUAAAUCCUGACAGGAAUUUUUUGUUAUUAAAUCUAGUUUUUAUAAA
Molecule: messenger RNA, 837 nt
Organism: Ylistrum balloti
Lineage: Eukaryota; Metazoa; Mollusca; Bivalvia; Pectinida; Pectinidae
Product: AN1-type zinc finger protein 1-like
Exons: 8
Coding region: 1-801 (266 amino acids)
Biological process (GO): cytoplasmic stress granule disassembly
Cellular component (GO): cytoplasm; cytoplasmic stress granule
Molecular function (GO): zinc ion binding
Source: RefSeq, a predicted model, not a curated record